Hirsutella rhossiliensis is the source of this 594-nucleotide messenger RNA. RefSeq lists its product as uncharacterized. The coding region runs from base 1 to 594 and encodes 197 amino acids. NCBI's taxonomy places the organism in Eukaryota, Fungi, Ascomycota, Sordariomycetes, Hypocreales, Ophiocordycipitaceae. The transcript has 3 exons. The record is from RefSeq and is a predicted model, not a curated record.
AUGAUCAACAAUGUCCUACGCGAACACUUGGACAUCUUUGUGGUAGUAUACCUGGAUGAUAUCCUAAUCUUCUCGGACACCCUAGAAGAACACAAGGAACACGUCCACAAGAAAAUCACACAGGAAGUAGAUUUCCUCGGACACACGAUCUCACCAGGAGAGAUACGAAUGCAACAAGACAAGAUCAACUCAGUCAAAGAAUGGCCAACGCCAAAGAACGUCAAGGACGAAAAAGAGUUUACAUGGGACGACAAAGCCAACGAAGCUUUCGAAUGCAUCAAAACGACGAUUACGCAAGAACCGGUCUUAACCACCUUCGAUCCAGAACGACAAAUCGAACUCGAAACCGAUGCAUCAGACUUUGCUCUAGGAGCACAAAUCGGACAGAAGGACGAUGAAGGAAGACUACGACCAAUUGCAUUCUACUCGAAAAAGCUACAUGGCGCAGAACUCAAUUACCCCAUCUACGACAAAGAAUUCCUCGCAAUCAUUCAAGCUUUUAAAUUUCGACACUACCUUCUCGGAAGCAAACACAAAAUCAAGGUCUACACAGAUCACAAAACAUCUCACAUUUCGCGACGACGCAACAAUUGA